UUUAUAUUUGUUAACCAAUCACUGAGCUUAUGAUUUUGGUUUACAUUAAACGACAUGAAACAGAAUGUUCAAAUAGAUACAUCGUAUUAUGUUGCUUAUGCCGUCUUGAACUGUGGGGAUAUGUGAGAAUCAUAUUCCGUUGGAACACAUUGUCUGUAUCACACCACCACAGUGUAACUGAAUUCAUGUAGCUUAUUAAAUGUGUAGCUGUAUGAACACGGAGAAAUCAGGACAACAAAUUCAUCCACAUUAUAACGGAUUGAUUCAACUCUUUAAUCGGCUUCCGUUCGUUGCUGCUCUAUAGAAAAUGCGUGAAUGCAUCAGUGUACAUGUCGGCCAGGCCGGAGUUCAGAUGGGAAAUGCUUGCUGGGAGUUGUACUGCUUAGAACAUGGUAUCCAACCUGAUGGACAAAUGCCAAGUGAUAAGACUAUCGGUGGAGGAGAUGACUCGUUUAACACAUUCUUCAGUGAAACUGGGGCUGGGAAACAUGUUCCACGAGCAGUGUUUGUAGAUUUGGAGCCAACUGUUGUAGAUGAAGUGCGAACUGGUACUUACCGCCAACUAUUCCAUCCUGAACAACUGAUAACUGGAAAGGAAGAUGCUGCCAAUAACUAUGCAAGAGGUCAUUACACCAUUGGGAAAGAAAUAGUAGACUUGGUUCUGGAUCGCAUCCGAAAAUUAUCUGACCAAUGCACAGGGUUGCAAGGUUUCCUCAUAUUUCAUUCAUUUGGUGGAGGCACUGGAUCUGGGUUCACGUCUCUACUGAUGGAGCGUCUGAGUGUUGAUUACGGCAAGAAGUCCAAGUUAGAAUUCGCAGUGUAUCCAGCACCUCAAAUCGCCACUGCCGUAGUGGAGCCAUAUAAUUCAAUUUUGACAACACACACCACUCUAGAACAUUCAGACUGCGCAUUUAUGGUGGACAACGAAGCUAUAUAUGAUAUUUGCAGACGUAACUUAGAUAUCGAACGUCCUACUUACACAAACCUCAACCGGUUGAUUGGUCAAAUUGUGAGCUCCAUCACGGCAUCUCUGCGUUUCGACGGUGCCCUUAAUGUGGAUUUGACGGAGUUCCAGACAAACUUGGUUCCUUAUCCACGUAUCCAUUUCCCCCUGGCCACCUAUGCACCCGUCAUUUCGGCAGAGAAGGCGUACCACGAGCAACUGAGCGUUGCAGAGAUCACUAAUGCUUGUUUCGAGCCGGCCAAUCAAAUGGUAAAGUGCGACCCUCGUCAUGGGAAAUACAUGGCGUGCUGUAUGCUGUAUCGUGGUGACGUGGUUCCUAAGGACGUCAAUGCAGCCAUUGCUACCAUCAAGACGAAGCGUACCAUUCAGUUCGUGGAUUGGUGUCCCACUGGUUUCAAGGUUGGCAUCAACUACCAGCCCCCAACUGUCGUUCCAGGUGGUGACUUGGCUAAGGUACAGCGUGCUGUCUGCAUGUUAAGCAACACAACCGCGAUCGCUGAAGCUUGGGCUCGUCUGGAUCAUAAAUUCGAUCUGAUGUAUGCUAAGCGUGCAUUUGUUCAUUGGUACGUCGGAGAAGGUAUGGAAGAAGGCGAGUUCUCUGAGGCUCGUGAGGACUUGGCUGCGUUGGAGAAAGAUUAUGAGGAAGUUGGAGUUGACAGUGUUGAUGGGGAAGGUGAGGGUGAAGGAGAGGAGUACUAAAGUUUUACACCAUUUAAUGUUGUUUCCUGUUACCUGUUCGUAAUACAUUUUACAUGUU
Messenger RNA from Trichobilharzia szidati, 1721 nucleotides. The record is from the annotation of a GenBank genome assembly. NCBI's taxonomy places the organism in Eukaryota, Metazoa, Platyhelminthes, Trematoda, Strigeidida, Schistosomatidae.